Messenger RNA from Harmonia axyridis, 1530 nucleotides. RefSeq names its product CLIP domain-containing serine protease 2-like. The transcript is spliced from 7 exons. NCBI's taxonomy places the organism in Eukaryota, Metazoa, Arthropoda, Insecta, Coleoptera, Coccinellidae. Bases 193 to 1329 code for a protein of 378 amino acids. The record is from RefSeq and is a predicted model, not a curated record. Gene Ontology annotation, molecular function: serine-type endopeptidase activity. Gene Ontology annotation, biological process: proteolysis.
GACACUGUUGAUUUAUUUUCAAGUUUGCAGAACAAUAAUGCACGAAGUUUUCUAUCGAUACAAUUAUUAUGAUCUCAAGGCAGACGAGAAGUCAAGAUGCUCUGGGAAUAUUGGAAUCAUGCAUAGUGAUUACUGACUCAAAUUAAUCUACUGGUCGAAAAAAAAGUUUUUUAGUGACAGUUAUAUUUUAAGAUGAACAUGUUUUGGUUUCAUUUGUGUUUACUUUUUCAGAUUGUUUGUUAUCAUGUGGUUCUAGCCGAAAAUAACGAAACCUGUGUCACUCCAGAUGAACAUAAAGGAAAAUGUGUUCUAAUGGACGAUUGUGCUUCCCUCUCAGCAUUAAGGAAGAAAAGACCAAUUUCAUUAAUAAAUACGAACUUCCUCAUUCUAUCUAUUUGUGGUUCUCAAGGCAAGAUACCAAAAGUUUGUUGUCGAACGGAAAUAGCGAAGACAGAGACCGACGACGUUCUACAUUCAUCGAACCCCAAUUUAUUACCAAGCACAAGGGAAUGUGGAGUGGAUCUCGGGCAAAAAAUCCUCGGGUUUGGGGGACAUGUAGUUGAUUUGGAUGAAUUUCCUUGGUUGGCUCUGCUUCUAUACGAACUGUCAAAUGGAUGGAAAAGUUUUAGAUGUGGAGGUGUCCUUAUCAAUGACAGAUAUGUAUUAACUGCUGCACAUUGUUUGAAAGAGAAUACAUUGCAACAGUUAUGGAAGCUAAAAUCUGUUCGGUUGGGUGAAUUCAACAAAGAUUCAGAUGAAGACUGCAGAUUUAAUGUAUGUUUAACCAUUCCACCAAUCGAUGUAAAUAUUGAAGAGGAAAUUAUUAAUGAGAAAUAUGAUCCAAAAGAUGAGGAUCUCAAGCACGAUAUCGCUUUGUUACGUUUGGUAACAAAGGUUAGCUACACGGAUUAUGUAAGACCAAUAUGUUUACCAACACUUUUAGAGGAAAGGAAAAAAACUUACAAUGGAAUGACUUUGACAGUUGCAGGAUGGGGACAGACAGAAAAUCGAUCAUCUAGUAGUGUCAAACUAAAAGUAUUGGUUCCGGUAAUGAAGCUUUCCCAAUGUGAAGCACUUUUAAGUAAAGCGAGAAAAGUGAUAUCUGCUGAACAAAUUUGUGCUGGAGGAGAAGAAAAUAAAAGUUCUUGCAGAGGCGACAGCGGCGGUCCCUUGAUGUCAUUUAGUGUGGACGAAAAUGGACUCCUUAACUGGUACCUUGCAGGAAUAUUAUCCUACGGCCCUGUUCCUUGUGGAUUUAAGGAUUGGCCAUCGGUCUAUACGAGGGUAUCUAAGUAUAUGGGAUGGAUUUUGAAACAUAUAAAACCUUAAUGAUAUUAAUUUAUUAUUCAUUGAAAUUUGUAGAAUGAUUAUAUUUCAACCGAAAGUAUUCCUUUCCUUUUUGUGUAGAACGAACAAGAACAAUUUGAUUAUUUAAGCCAACAUGUAUUGAUUUUUACUCUGCAAAACUUCACCCUUGUCAUAAGUGAAACUCAAUUUAUCCUACGAAAAAUUAAAUGGGAGUAACUUGAA